Molecule: messenger RNA, 939 nt
Organism: Helobdella robusta
Lineage: Eukaryota; Metazoa; Annelida; Clitellata; Rhynchobdellida; Glossiphoniidae
Exons: 9
Coding region: 1-939 (312 amino acids)
Biological process (GO): mitotic spindle organization
Cellular component (GO): nucleus; cytoplasm; protein phosphatase type 2A complex
Molecular function (GO): protein tyrosine phosphatase activator activity; peptidyl-prolyl cis-trans isomerase activity
Source: RefSeq, a predicted model, not a curated record
AUGGAAUUACUGACACUUGUUGAUUAUGCACAUCACAGUUUUUCUAAACCUGUGAAGUCCAUUGCUCUUCCAGAAGAUAUCAAUUCCAAGUGGGAUAAAAGUCAGGCUCUGCAUGAUCUUUUAAGCUUCAUCUGUUACCUCAAUGAGGCAGUCAGGAAUAAGAAACUCACAGAUCCGUGCCCUCUCUCUGAAACUGUGGAAGGGCUGCUGGAGUUGUUGAAGACAAUGGAUGUGUGGCUUGAUGAGAUACCUCCACUGGACCAACCACAGAGAUAUGGCAACAAAGCAUUCAGGGAUUGGUUCAAAAAAGUUCAAGAGAAUGCUGUAGAGUUGGUGAAAAAAGCUUUAGAUGAAAAAUACAACAACGCAAUAGAUGAAAUAUCAGUAUAUCUGGUUGAAAGCAUAGGAAACCCAAUUCGAAUCGAUUAUGGAACAGGUCACGAACUAGCCUUUGUGGCAUUCCUCUGUUGUUGCUACAAAAUUGGAGCGCUGGGAGUUGAAGACGCACAGGCAGCUGUUUGCAAAGUUUUCCACAAUUACAUAGAGUUGAUGCGCAAAGUUCAGAUGACAUACAGACUGGAGCCAGCAGGUAGUCAGGGUGUUUGGAACCUUGAUGAUUAUCAGUUCAUACCCUUCAUAUGGGGAAGCGCUCAACUUAUCGAUCACAAACAGUUGAGACCCAAAUCUUUCUUAGACUUGGACAUAUGUAACACAUUCGCUAAAGAUUACAUGUUUUUCGGUUGUAUCCAAUAUAUUAACAAGGUGAAAUCAGGACCAUUUGCAGAGCACUCGAAUCAACUUUGGAAUAUCAGCGGCGUACCAAGUUGGGCCAAAGUUAAUCAGGGCCUCAUAAAGAUGUACAGAGCUGAGGUUUUGUCCAAAUUUCCGGUGAUUCAGCAUUUCUUAUUUGGAUCUUUACUAAAAAUAUCUCCAGUUUGA